Papaver somniferum (opium poppy) is the source of this 1705-nucleotide messenger RNA. Its product is annotated as serine/threonine-protein kinase OXI1-like. The transcript has 2 exons. Bases 233 to 1516 code for a protein of 427 amino acids. Gene Ontology annotation, biological process: protein phosphorylation. Gene Ontology annotation, molecular function: protein serine/threonine kinase activity; ATP binding. Lineage: Eukaryota; Viridiplantae; Streptophyta; Magnoliopsida; Ranunculales; Papaveraceae. Gene Ontology annotation, cellular component: plasma membrane; nucleus; cytoplasm. The record is from RefSeq and is a predicted model, not a curated record.
UUCAUUCCUCACGUUUUCUUGGGGCAGAGCCAGACCAGAGAGGAAGGAAACUCGCAAGGAAUCACACCAAAUUCAACUGUCAACUACCAAUCAAGAAACCUUCCUCACCAAGAUAACCCAAAUCCCCCCGUCAUAUAAAUAAUCUCUGCAGAACAGAUUUCAUUUCUUCUUAAAUUAAAGUAAUCUCCGAAAAUCUCUCCUCCUCUUCACUUGAAUCAGUCUAAAGAAAAACAUGAUGCAAGAAAACCAAGAAAUUGAUUUACAGAAUUUAAAAGCAUUAUCAGUUCUAGGCAGAGGAGCAAAAGGAGUUGUGUUUCAAGUCCAAGAACAACAGCAAACCUUAGCUUUGAAGGUCAUUUCAAAAUCAUUUAUUCAAAACAAAAGUAAGAACAAGAAGAAUCAAGAAGAAAAAGGGGUAUCAUCAUCAGAAACAGCAACAGAAGAAGAUAUUUACAGAAGGAUUUGGUUUGAGAGAGAUGUGUUGAAAUUAUUUGAUCAUCCUCUAUUACCUAAACUCAAAGGUGUUAUUGUUACUGAAGAAAUUGUGGGAUUCGCUAUUGAUUAUUGUAAUGGCGGUGAUCUUAGUUCUCUUCGGAAAAAACAGUCGGAGAAAAUGUUUUCCGAUGACAUUAUCAGGUUUUUUGCUGCUGAAUUAGUAAUUGCAUUGGAGUACCUACACGGAUUAGGAAUCGUUUACAGAGAUUUGAAGCCGGAAAAUAUUAUGGUUCAAGAAAACGGACAUUUAAUGCUCGUUGAUUUCGAUCUUUCAACCAAAAUCUCAAUGAAGUCUGAAGAUUUCCAAUCUCGAUCUCCAAUUAAUAAUUCAAUCUCCUCCAAGGAAAUGAAGAAGAAGAAGAAACGGUUCCCGGUUUUGAACUUUUGCAGUGCAGGAAUCGGUUCAGAUGAAUCAGAUCGUCAUCCUGAAGCGAGAGUUAACUCAGUAAGAUCCGAUUCGGAAAAAUCCAACUCGUUUGUUGGGACGGAAGAAUACGUAGCGCCGGAGAUUAUAUCAGGGAACGGGCAUGAUUUCUCAGUUGAUUGGUGGGGUCUUGGGGUUGUGUUGUACGAGAUGUUGUACGGGAAGACACCGUUUCGGGGAGUAAAUCGGCAAGAAACGUUUUUUCGGAUUUUGACAUUAACUCCACCAUUGGUUGGUGAAAAAACGGCAUUGAGAGAUUUCAUUGGAAAAUUACUAGAAAAGGAUCCGACAAAGAGAAUAUGUUUACAGGAAAUCAAGAAUCAUGAGUUUUUCCAAGGGUUGGAUUGGGAAAAGAUAUUGCAAAUCUCUAGACCACCGUUUAUUCCAUCUCCAAAUCUGGUGGAAGAAAAUGGUGUUGAUGAGGAUAUGAAGGUGAUUAAUGGAAUUGAUGUGAAGACAUUUGUACAUAUUGUUUUUAAUGGUUGUGAUGAAGUUGUGGUAGAGAAAGAUGAGAUGAAGAAGAGAAAAGAUCAUUGGGUGGAGGGUUUGAGUAAUCCUACAACUAACAACAAAAAUGAGGAUUUCUUUGUUUUUUAACUAUUUUUGUCAUAAAAAAUUAGAUUAUUAAGUAGGAUGAAAUUAUUAUUCUCUUUAAAAAAAAUGUGAUGAUGAUAAAAAAAGCUUUAUAGAUUGAAGAACAAACUCUAAGCUUCGAUUUCUGAAUUUUUGUAGCAACGUUAAUGUAGUGACUCCUAGAAUGAUUAAAAAUUGGACACUUAUUCGCGA